AUCACUAGACAUAUCAGCUGACUAAAAAUGGAGAAGGAGCGGAGUCACAUGACCGAGAGGAUAAUAGACCUCACCCUGGAGAUUGUCUACUUGCUGACCGGAGAGAAUUAUAUCGCUUUCAAGUUAUCCAAUGGUUUGGUGGCAACCAACAUGAAGAAGACCCAAAACCCCGACAUAGAUCCUCCAUCUCACUCCCUGAGAAAGAACAAGAAGAUUGAAGAAGUCACCAGCGAGAUCAUUGGUCUGCUGACGGGAGAGGUGACACUGGAUGUUACCCGGAUUGAUGGUAGAACACAGGCAAAAGAGGGAGUAGGAGAGCCAUAUGUGAGGUCUGAGGAGCCAUGUAUGGAAGAGAUGAGCACAGACCCCGGAGACACCAGAGACACUCAGAGAGACGUCAAAGCUGAGGAGGAGGAAGAAGAACAUGUGAGGAUUAAAGUGGAGGACGUUCCUCCAGAGAUGAGCACAGGUGGACAACCCAGCGGAAAUAACAGAGAGAAAUUCUGCUUCAUCACUCCAGACGGUAAAACAGAAGACGAUGAGAUCAUGUGCCAAGUGAGCGGCAUUACCCCAAAUCUCCAUCUCAUACCUCCCAGUGCAGCGCUGUCCUCUGAUCCCUUUACACAUGAGGGCGAGUUUCCUAAUCUCUGUCCUCCUAUCAGCCAUCCUAUAUUUUCCGGUGUGGGUGAUACAUUACCAUCUUCUGAUCGUGGUGAAUAUUUUACCCAGACGGAGGACCUCGCAUCCCACCCAAGAUCGCAAACAGAGGAAAAGCUCUAUUCCUGUGCGCAGUGUGGGAAGUGCUUUACCCGAAGAGCCUACCUUGCCAAACAUCAGCGGAUUCAUGUUGGUUUGACGCCAUUUUCGUGCUCCGAAUGUGGCAAAUGUUUCACCCGGAGAACCAGCCUUAUUAACCACCAGAGGACUCACACGGGGGUGAAGCCAUACUCAUGUCCAGAAUGCGGGAAAUGUUUUACCUGGAGGACCACUUUCAUCGAGCAUCAGAGAUCGCAUACGGGGGUGAAGCCAUAUUCGUGUCCAGUGUGCGGAAAGUGUUUUUCUCUGUAUUCAGCUUUUAGUAAACACCAGAAGAUCCACACGGGGGAGAAGCCGUAUUUGUGUGCUGAAUGUGGGAGGCAUUUCACCCGCAGUGACCACCUUAUGAUACAUCAGAGGACUCACACCGGGGAGAAGCCGUAUUCAUGUGCCGAAUGCGGGAAACGCUUUAAUGAAAGGGCGAGGCUUGUCACACAUCAAGUCGUUCACACCGGUAUUCAUCCAUAUUCCUGUUCUGUGUGCGGGAGAGGUUUCAUCACCAAUUCCAGGCUUGUCAAACAUCAGCAGGUCCACCUAAACUUGGAGCCACAUGCUUGGACUGAAUGAGGGAGAUGGUCUGUGGCAGAUAAAUAUACUUAUCUGCUGAUAGAAAACAAGUUCCGUUCAUUUUUG
Nanorana parkeri is the source of this 1449-nucleotide messenger RNA. RefSeq names its product zinc finger protein 501-like. Gene Ontology annotation, biological process: regulation of transcription by RNA polymerase II. Bases 28 to 1383 code for a protein of 451 amino acids. The record is from RefSeq and is a predicted model, not a curated record. Gene Ontology annotation, molecular function: RNA polymerase II cis-regulatory region sequence-specific DNA binding; DNA-binding transcription factor activity. The transcript has 5 exons. NCBI's taxonomy places the organism in Eukaryota, Metazoa, Chordata, Amphibia, Anura, Dicroglossidae.